Molecule: messenger RNA, 409 nt
Organism: Rhagoletis zephyria (snowberry fruit fly)
Lineage: Eukaryota; Metazoa; Arthropoda; Insecta; Diptera; Tephritidae
Source: RefSeq, a predicted model, not a curated record
AUGCAGUUAACGCUCCGAUUACUGCUCAUCACAAUCAUUAUCGCUUGUGGCUUUAUGGGCAAAAGCAAUGCCUAUUGUUCGCUUGAGAAGAUGAAGAAAUUCGCCAUGGAAGCGUGCGAGCAUCUAUUCAUGCAAGAAGAGGCGAGGGAGAAGCGUUCGCUGUCCAUGCAAUAUGAUCACAAUCUCCGAUUACUGCUCAUCACAAUUAUCGCUUGCGGCUUUAUUGGCAAAAGCAAUGCCUAUUGUUCGCUUGAGAAGAUGAAGAAAUUCGCCAUGGAAGCGUGCGAGCAUCUAUUCAUGCAAGACGAGGCGAGGGAGAAGCGUUCGCUGUCCAUGCAAUAUGAUCACAAUGUAAUACAUCACAAUGAAUAUCCCAAAAUCAACGAUAAGAGUCAUUACAUCAGUCGCA